AUGAACGAAAAUCUAUUCUCCUCUUUUAUCACACCAACAAUACUAGGCAUGCCUAUUGCAAUUAUCAUUAUCAUAUUCCCCGCUAUACUAUACCCCAACCCAAAGCGAUUAAUUAAUAACCGAGUAGUUGCCCUUCAGCAAUGAUUAAUUAAACUAAUUCUAAAACAAAUAAUAUUAAUUCACUCUACCAAAGGACGAACUUGAUCUUUAAUAUUAAUCUCACUAAUCUUAUUUAUUGGGACAACCAAUUUAUUAGGGCUAUUACCACACUCCUUCACCCCUACUACUCAACUAUCUAUAAACUUAGGUAUAGCAAUCCCUCUUUGAGCAGGGGCUGUAAUCCUGGGCUUCCGUCAUAAAACAAAAAUAUCUUUAGCCCACUUCCUUCCCCAAGGCACACCUAUUCUCCUUAUCCCUAUACUAAUUGUAAUCGAAACAAUUAGCCUAUUUAUUCAACCAAUAGCCUUAGCAGUCCGUCUGACUGCUAAUAUUACUGCUGGACAUUUAUUAAUACAUCUAAUUGGAGGAGCAACCUCCGCACUACUUACAAUUAGCCCUCCAGCAGCUUUAAUAACAUUCAUUAUUCUUCUCCUCUUAACCAUUCUUGAAUUCGCCGUUGCACUAAUUCAAGCCUAUGUAUUUACACUACUAGUUAGCCUUUACCUACAUGAUAAUACUUAA
Messenger RNA from Octodon degus (degu), 681 nucleotides. NCBI's taxonomy places the organism in Eukaryota, Metazoa, Chordata, Mammalia, Rodentia, Octodontidae. The record is from the annotation of a RefSeq genome assembly.